GCACAGGAACGGGUUUGAUUUAAGGCGCACUAGUCCCGUGACGCUGCCCUCUCCUAUGACCUGAGGAAGAUAGCGAGCCGUGAGGAAUCAAGAACAAGGCGUGAUGGAGAGGAAGGAUGUGAAGACGCACCCCGCUAACAGAUUGUUGAGGGGGUUGACGAUGACAACGGCGUACCCACCGGCUGCUGCGUCGCCGUUCACCAUCUUCUACGCCGGAAAGGUCAGAGUCUACAACGCGAUCCCGCCGGAAAAGCAGGCCCAGGCGAUCAUGCUCAUCGCCGCCGCCGUUGCUGGGGCUACGAAGGUAUCUGGCGACCGGACUCCUGCUGCCGCCGAGAAAGCCCCCGCAAUUGUCGGCCCCAGCGCUGCCGCGGCCGCCGCGGCGCUCGGGCCGGUGCUCACGAGGUCUCUGUCACUGCAAAGCUCCACUGCCGGCGGGCAGCCCCAGCCGCAGCUGAUGCCUACCGCCAGCGACGCUCUGUGCAAGCUGCAAGAUGAACUGCCCAUGGCAAGAAGGCACUCGCUUCAGCGUUUCCUGGAGAAACGCCGGGACAGGCUGGCAAAUAGGGCCCCCUAUGCUGCAGAAAAGUCUUCAGACAUGGAAGUGGCCUCGGAGGAGAGGCCUCAACUCACCUAAUCAGCUUGCAGUUCGUCACUGCCAUAAGAAACUUGAUUAGGAAAAGCUGCUAUGCUGCCACUCGUAGUUGAAUCAUGAACUUUGUGUUAGGUCACCUUUACUGAUGUCUCUCACUGCAUCAUUUUACUGUCCUAUGAUGAACCUCUUGCAUUUAUGAACAUGCAAUUAUUACUAAUGUUAAAAGUGCUGUGUGGCAUGCA
Molecule: messenger RNA, 837 nt
Organism: Musa acuminata AAA Group (dessert banana)
Lineage: Eukaryota; Viridiplantae; Streptophyta; Magnoliopsida; Zingiberales; Musaceae
Product: protein TIFY 3-like
Exons: 5
Coding region: 104-637 (177 amino acids)
Biological process (GO): regulation of jasmonic acid mediated signaling pathway; response to wounding; regulation of defense response
Cellular component (GO): nucleus
Source: RefSeq, a predicted model, not a curated record